This is a messenger RNA of Clonostachys solani, 663 nucleotides long. The record is from the annotation of a GenBank genome assembly. Lineage: Eukaryota; Fungi; Ascomycota; Sordariomycetes; Hypocreales; Bionectriaceae.
AUGCAGCCAGUUAUUAGGAUUUGGGUCCCUCUUACCAGACCCCUCCGCCUUGGACCCUUCUUCUGCUUCUGCAUCUUCUCCGACCAGAGAAGCAAGCAACCACACGGAGGAGAUACAGGGUCUUUUCUUUUCUAUUCCAUUCCUUUGCUUUUCUUUUUCGGCCUCCCAACCCUCAACGUGAGCAAAGGCCUCGCGAUACCGACCCUGCCGCUUCGAAUAAUAAUAACAACAUUGCAAGCACGCCUGCGAGACGUUGUUCUGCCGAUAUAUCCUGCGGGCGCUUGGUUCAAGGCAACUGUGGCCGGUCCUCGAUUUUCCACCGCACUUUUGCUUCUGUCUCUCCCCUUCCGGCCAGCCUUCCCCGUGUGCGCUCUUGCACUCUGGACCAUUUCUGUGUGUUUGCGUUUGAUGUCAUUCCGUGCCGCCAUUGUUGUAUAUAGAGUUGGUCUGUUCUCGCGGCUUUCGCACAUUGCUUUGCUGUAUUUCUUGUCGUCUCGCCUGAUCUUGUUUCGUGUAUCUGAUUGUGUUGUCUCUACUAACACCAAAAAUCCAGAGGGGCUCUUUACUGAGUCGACUCAUUAUCUUCCAGAAAACCACACGGCCUUGGCCAACUCCCCUCUCCCGCCGAUCGAAUUCGUGCAACCGUCUCUCAUCUCCCAUUAG